Abrus precatorius (Indian licorice) is the source of this 419-nucleotide messenger RNA. RefSeq lists its product as uncharacterized. The coding region runs from base 85 to 291 and encodes 68 amino acids. The record is from RefSeq and is a predicted model, not a curated record. The transcript has a single exon. NCBI's taxonomy places the organism in Eukaryota, Viridiplantae, Streptophyta, Magnoliopsida, Fabales, Fabaceae.
UGGUGUUUUCAAUUUGACAUUUCUCUGGCACUUGCUCUUCUUCUUUCAUUCAAGCUUUGGUAUUCAUUCUCUUAGAGGUAUAGAAUGAACGAUUGGGCUGCUCCUCUUAUAGCUGCCGCUAUGUUUUGGCUUUUGUGCCCAGGAAUGAUCUUUCAAUUGCCGGGAAAGAAUGCACCAUUCGAGUUUAUGAACAUGAAGACCACUGUUGCAUCCAUUUUUGUACACACUGUUAUUUAUGGUUUGUUUCUCAUGUUAUUCUUCAUUGUUCUCAGUAUCCAUCUUUAUAUCUAGGUAGCAGCAAAGAGUAUUUAAAGAAAACUAGCUAACAUGCUGCUUUAUUAUAUGGUAGAUCAUGUGACAAUCUCUUCAUGUAAACGCUGAUCAAUAUAUGUGUGCCCUUCUGAAUUUGCACUACUUGA